AUGAAUGAAGAUGAGCAAACGAUAAAAAAUGCAUACCCAGUGGUCAGUCCUACCGAUGUUUGUAUCUUAGAAAACGAAAAAGAAUUACAGGAGGACCGACAAGGUAAUAAAUGGUGGCAAAAGGUAUUAAGUAAGAUUGAGGUACCGCACGACAUAGGAGAUCCCAUAUCAGUCUUGAGAAAUCCGGAUCUGCGUCCAAUAAAAACAAAAGAUAGAACAUGGGGGUUUUGGUCAUUCUUUGCAUAUUGGGGGUUGCCAAAUUUUGCAGUUGCAACCUAUUCAACAGGAUCUGCACUGCUUGCGUUGCAGUUAAACAUCCAGCAAUCCAUAGGAGCUGUAGUCAUCGCUAAUAUUUUAAUUGCCUUUUUUACCAUUUUAAAUUCCAACCCAGGUAUCAAGUACCAUAUCGGCUACACUUUGGACCAAAGAAUGAUAUUCGGAGUCUACGGCUCAUUUCUCGGAAUUAUCAUUAGAGUUGGUCUUUCUAUCGUACUAUAUGGCUACUUAGGAUGGCUUGGCGGACUUUGUAUGAAUAUGGUAUUUGACUCUUUCUCAAAGAACUAUUUGAACAUGAAAAAUACUUUCUCAGAAUCUGUGCCAAUGACGAGAAAAGACUGCAUAGGAUUCCUAUGUUUUCAGCUGAUACAAAUGCCGUUUGCUUUUGUAAGACCUCGUAGAGUGAAUGUUCCAAGUAUUGUUAGUUGCUUUAUGACACUGUUUGCCAUUAUUGGCAUGAUGGCUUACCUGAUAAGUAAAAAUGGAGGUCCUGGACCAUUGUAUCAUGAAAAAGUCACUCUACCGAGUAGUACUCGCUCGUGGAUGUGGAUUUCAGCAAUGUCAAUUUGGUACAGCGGGGUAUCAGGUGGAGUUACCAAUCAGUCAGAUUAUUCUCGUUUCGCAAGCAGUAGUAAAAAAUGUUAUACAGGACUAUUUUUAGGGACUGUUUUGCCUGGAACAUUUGUAUCGUUAGCAGGAAUGCUUUGUGCGUCUGCAUGUAAAGGUCUAUAUGGAGAGACGUAUUGGACCCCUGAUGAGAUCGUUGAGCAAUGGCUGAAUGAUGAUUAUUCAGCCAAGAGUCGCGCAGCCUCAUUUUUUGUUGGAAUAAGCUUUACCUCCUCUCAACUCUUCCUCAAUUUAACGCAAAAUGGAUAUUCUUGUGGCAUGGAUCUAGCGGGCAUAUUACCGAAGUAUAUCGAUAUCAAGAGGGGUACUCUUUUUGUCCAACUUAUCUCUUGGGUAGUACAGCCGUGGACUUUUUUCAACACAUCUUCGGGGUUUUUAAAUGCAAUGAGUUCCUUUGGUAUCUUCACUACCCCUAUUUCAGUAAUAAGCAUCAUUGAAUAUUAUUGCAUUCGUAAAUCAAAAUUGAGUCAGCUUGAUUUUUUCACUUUAUCAAAAAAAGGCUCUUAUUGGUUUGAUUAUGGUGUAAAUUGGAAGGCAGUGGCAAGCUUACUAGCAGGUAUAACAAUGGGAAUUCCUGGCUUAAUAUAUCAAGUCCAUGAAGAAAUUUCCCCCAAUACCGAAAUGCUAAAUUUCUACCAUGGAUAUCUGUUCUUCAUUCCACUCGUUAGUGGCGGGUUAUACUAUAUUCUGAGUUUAAUAUUCCCCUUCAAACAUGAAAAACUUUGCUGUGAGGAUCCCAUUGAUUAUUUCGACUGUUUCUCUGAGAAAGAAUUGGAGAAAAUGGGUAUGCUACCUUUCGAGGAAAGCCAGGAAGUUUUGUAUGAAGUAGGAGACCAAAGAGUCGAGGAAUUUGAUGCUGCAAGUUUGAGUGAGCAUGAAGAAGAUAAGAACAAUCUCAGGAUCGAAACAAAACUCAGGCCAAAGAAGCGUAUUUAA
This is a messenger RNA of Zygosaccharomyces rouxii, 1839 nucleotides long. Its product is annotated as nucleobase cation symporter-1 family protein. NCBI's taxonomy places the organism in Eukaryota, Fungi, Ascomycota, Saccharomycetes, Saccharomycetales, Saccharomycetaceae. Gene Ontology annotation, molecular function: nucleobase transmembrane transporter activity. The record is from RefSeq and is a predicted model, not a curated record. Gene Ontology annotation, biological process: nucleobase transport; transmembrane transport. Bases 1 to 1839 code for a protein of 612 amino acids. The transcript has a single exon. Gene Ontology annotation, cellular component: plasma membrane.